AGGGUGAAGAGGACACACGAUUGAAAGUACCUGCUCAGGACGAUGAAACUCCUCAAUUUUGUUUUGGUCUAUCGCCGCUUUAUCCUUGUGAUUCUCUGUGUUCUCCUUUUAUUGCCACUCCCUCUCGUUGUCCGCACCAAGGAAGCAGAAUGUGCCUACGUCCUCUUUGUUGUUGCCAUCUUUUGGGUCACAGAAGCCUUACCCCUGUCAGUCACAGCUCUACUGCCUGGCUUAAUGUUUCCAAUGUUUGGGAUCAUGUCUUCCACACAUGUGGCCUCUUCUUAUUUCAAAGAUUUUCACCUGCUGUUAGUUGGAGUCAUCUGUUUAGCAACGUCAAUUGAAAAAUGGAAUUUGCACAGGAGGAUUGCUCUGAGGAUGGUGAUGAUGGUGGGUGUGAAUCCAGCCUGGCUGACGUUGGGGUUCAUGAGCAGCACUGCCUUCUUAUCUAUGUGGCUUAGCAACACCUCUACUGCUGCCAUGGUGAUGCCCAUCGUGGAGGCUGUGGCGCAGCAGAUCAUCAGUGCUGAAGCAGAGGCCGAGGCCACUCAGAUGACUUAUUUCAAUGAAUCUGCAGCCCAUGGACUGGAAGUUGAUGAAACUGUUAUUGGACAAGAAACAAAUGAGAGAAAAGAGAAAACAACACCAGUUCUAGGAAGCAGUAAUGACGAAGGGAAAGUUUCAAGCAAGAUGGAGACAGAAAAGAACAGAGUCACAGGAGUAGCGUAUCGGUCAAAGAGGGACCACAUGAUGUGUAAACUCAUGUGUUUAUCUAUUACUUACUCUUCAACCAUUGGAGGGCUGACAACACUCACUGGCACCUCCACCAACCUGAUCUUCUCUGAGCACUUCAAUACACGCUACCCUGAGUGUCGUUGCCUCAACUUUGGAUCCUGGUUUUUGUUAUCCUUCCCGGUUGCCAUUAUCCUUCUACUCUUGUCCUGGAUCUGGCUUCAGUGGCUUUUCUUAGGAUUCAACUUCAAGGAGAUGUUCAAAUGUGGCAAAACCAAAACACCCAGAGAAAAAGCAUGUGCCGAGGUGAUCAAGCAAGAAUAUGAAAAACUUGGGCCAAUUAAGUACCAAGAAAUCGUGACCUUGAUAAUCUUCGUCGUGAUGGCCUUGCUAUGGUUCAGUCGAGAUCCUGGUUUUGUUACUGGCUGGUCGGCCCUGUUUUCAGAGCACUCUGGUUAUGUUACAGAUUCAACUGUUGCGCUAGUUGCCGGAAUACUUUUCUUUCUAAUUCCAGCUAAGAAAUUGACAAAAACUACAUCUUCAGGAGAAAUUGUUGCUUUUGAUUUCUCUCCCCUGAUUACUUGGAAAGAAUUCCAGUCAUUCAUGCCGUGGGACAUAGCCAUUCUUGUUGGUGGCGGCUUUGCCCUGGCAGAUGGCUGUCAGGCAUCAGGACUAUCUUCCUGGAUAGGAAGUAAAUUAUCUCCUUUAGGUUCAUUACCAAUUUGGCUAAUAAUUCUGAUAUCUUCUUUGAUUGUCACGAGUUUGACAGAGGUAGCCAGCAAUCCAGCUACCAUCACCAUUCUUUUCCCAAUAUUAUCUCCUUUGGCUGAAGCCAUUCAUGUGAACCCCCUUCAUAUUUUACUGCCUUCCACACUCUGUACAUCAUUUGCAUUCCUUCUGCCCGUUGCAAAUCCACCCAAUGCUAUUGUUUUUUCAUAUGGCCACUUGAAAGUCAUUGACAUGGUUAAAGCUGGACUUGGAGUAAAUAUUUUGGGUGUUGCUGUGGUGAUGCUGGGCAUGUUCACCUGGAUCGAAUCUAUGUUUAACCUCCAUGAGUACCCUGCCUGGGCUCCUGACUUUGUUAAUAAGACCAUGCCAUGACAAGCACAAAAUUGCUACCGACUUUAUUGUGACUUUGGGACUUGCUAAGAAUUCAUUGUAAGAUGUAACUGUAUAUUAUUGACACAUAUCAAUCAAUGAUAUAGUCACUGCAGUCCUAGUACAUGCCUCACACUUGCUAUCAUAGAGUCUAUAUGUCUUUUGAAGUACCACCAAAGAGCAGCAACACACCUACAUCCAGAAACCUAUGGUUGAAAUUGCGUUGGAUGACCAUCUACACACUCUUUCUCCGUAAAAGUGAUGCUAAUGACCUUCAAAGAAGUUAGGCCAUUUGCCACAUCUUGAACUUUGAGUUAAGUGUAACAUUUCAAACAUUAAUUUAUUACUUGAAAAUCUUCUUAUGAAAUUAAAAGUAGAAAAUAAAGUAUAAAAGUAAAUGUGAUACUUGAAUAAAUCAUGUCUAUAAUGUUUUUCAAGGGAAUUUGCUAAAGAAUCAAGCCACGGUCAUUGGUGUAAUAAAAGUAAAAUGUGUAUUUAUUUAUUUAUUGAAAAGUCCAGCUGCAUUAUUACUAAGGUAUAGACAAAACAAAUUGAAAUUAAAAUAGUUAUAAAUUCCAAAGUCCAUGAAUUCAUUUGACAGUAGAAAAUUUAUAAUGAUUAAUUCUAUGUGUCCAUAUAAACAGGUUAUCAUUUUACGCGUCUGUGAAUUCUGUGCUGAGCACUGCAUUUUGAGGAGUUAUGAAUAAAUGAGUUGUGAUUUGCAGUAUUUUACAGUACAGUUAGAAAAGCUGUGCAUUAAAGCUAUUAACACAUCUAUGCGAUGUGUGACGUCUGCAUCUGCAUCUGUCACCACAGAAUCAUGGGAUUUAGAUUCUCUCCUGCUUAGUCUCACAGAGGAAAAGCCUAAAAAAUAGCCCCCAGUUCCACCAAUCCUGGCUUGACCCAAAGACUACAAAUUUUGAAGAACAUAACCAGAAAUAGAGUAAUUUCUCUCUAGUACUCUGAUAAUUUUGCGUAACUUACUUUGUAGGGCCCUGUAACCACUGUUGUUAUAGAUGCAAACUCUUCACUUGGCUUAGCAGAUGUCCAGUAGGUGACCAUUGCAGGGUAAAAGCGUUUAAAAUCCCUUCUUGGGAUUGUUUCUGUCACUUUAUUUUAAUUAAUUUUAUUUUUAUUUUAAAAAGUGUUUGUUUUAGAAAACAAUAUAUGAAAAAUGAGUUGUAAACUAAAAAUAUUACUAUAUAAAGAAGUCAGUAACAUAAUCCUGUUGUAUCAAUAUUGAAAUGGGAUAGAAGUAAAAUACAGAAUAAAAAUUAAAAAGAUGUACUUGACAAAAAAGAAAAACUACUUAUGAUUAUUGGAAAAAGAAAACCAGUCUUCAAGCAUACAAACAAAUAAGCAAUAAUAUGGAAAAAAAGAUCUUUGGUAUUCCAAAGCUGGACUAAAAUAAUUAUCAAAGCCAAAAUAAUCUGCCCAUUUAAGAAAAUAUUGACGUUAGAGCAUGGAACUUUCCUGCUAAAAAUAAAAUGGAGGUCAAAAAAUAAA
This is a messenger RNA of Myodes glareolus (Bank vole), 3333 nucleotides long. It is a transcript of the gene Slc13a1, whose product is annotated as solute carrier family 13 member 1. Gene Ontology annotation, biological process: sodium ion transport; sulfate transmembrane transport. NCBI's taxonomy places the organism in Eukaryota, Metazoa, Chordata, Mammalia, Rodentia, Cricetidae. Gene Ontology annotation, cellular component: plasma membrane. The record is from RefSeq and is a predicted model, not a curated record. Gene Ontology annotation, molecular function: sodium:sulfate symporter activity.